AUGCAGUCCUCACCCUCCACUCAACAAUUAGACACGAAGACAGUGAAUCCCAAGUCCAGAGGAUACGAUAUACAUCCCGACACAAGCAGCCCCACCGAAACCGCCCAGCGGAUCCGCAUCAUCGUCAAUAGGCACCUCACUGACCUUGAUAAAGUCGCCGCCGAGCUCGCGCCGAGCUUUGGCCUCGGUUCCGACUUGCUCGCCCAACAACGCGCACAAUUUCUCUUCGCCUACCCCGGACUACAUAGAGCCUUCGAUGAGUUCGACAAUCGGUACAUCGCUGGCGGCUAUGAUCUCCCACUGCCGGAAUGGCAUUUAGUCCUGCCGCUUGUACACAAGCACGUGGAUAAUCCCAAGUGGGCCCGGCUGGUGUACCCGGAUUACCGCCGGUGGGACGUGAAUAGUCACUAUGCGCGGUUCAUUGAACGGGUAAUGAGUGAGAUUCACGAUCGAACGGAGAAGAAACGAUGUAACCUGGUAUUUUGGGUCCGAACGGCGGGGCGGGAUGAUGCGUAUUGGGUGCUGUUUCAUGCGCUGAUGUAUUUACACUUGGCCAGGAUGCUGGAUAACCAGCGGAACUCACCCCUGAAGGAAAGAAUUAAGCGACUACUGAGUCAUUGA
Pseudomassariella vexata is the source of this 621-nucleotide messenger RNA. RefSeq lists its product as uncharacterized. NCBI's taxonomy places the organism in Eukaryota, Fungi, Ascomycota, Sordariomycetes, Amphisphaeriales, Pseudomassariaceae. The transcript has a single exon. Bases 1 to 621 code for a protein of 206 amino acids. The record is from RefSeq and is a predicted model, not a curated record.